CGGGCCGGGCCGGGCCGUGCCGGCGCUGCCGCCGCCUCCUGGGGCGGACAGCCAAGGUAACCGGGCCGGGCGGGGCGCACGAUGCUCCGCGGGGGCUGGCGGGGGUUCGGCACCGCCCUGGCAGCCGGGGCCGUCCUCGGGGCCGUUCUCCGAGCCGGUCCAGCACAGCUGCAAGCUAAAUUCCUGCACACGGAUCACGAGCUGAGGGAGCCCAAGACAGUGACCCAGGCCGACAUGAAGGUGGAAAUCCUGCCAGCCCUCACUGACAACUACAUGUACCUCCUCAUCGACCAGGACACCAGGGAGGCUGCCAUAGUUGACCCUGUGCAGCCCCAGAAGGUUUUGGAUGCAGUCAAAAAGCACGGCGUGAAGCUGACCACUGUCCUGACCACCCACCACCACUGGGACCAUGCUGGAGGCAACGAGAAGCUGGUGAAGAUGGAGCCGGGGCUGCGCGUGUACGGGGGGGACGGCAGGGUGGGGGCCCUGACGCAGAAAGUGUCCCACCUGACAGCUCUCAAGGUGGGAUCUCUGAGUGUGAAAUGCCUCAGUACGCCGUGUCACACCUCGGGACACAUCUGUUAUUAUGUGACUAAGCCAAAUAGCUCCGAGCCACCUGCAGUUUUUACAGGUGACACCCUGUUCGUGGCUGGCUGUGGCAAGUUCUUCGAGGGCACCCCCGAGGAGAUGUACAAGGCACUGAUCGAGAUUCUGGGCAGCCUGGACCCCAAAACGCGGGUUUACUGUGGCCACGAGUACACCAUCAACAAUCUCAAGUUUGCUCGGCACGUGGAGCCCAGUAACCCCAGUAUCCAGGAGAAGCUGGCCUGGGCCAAGGCACAGUACGACAGUGGAGAGCCCACCAUCCCCUCCACCAUCGCCGAGGAGUUCACCUACAACCCCUUCAUGAGAGUCAGGGAGAAGUCGGUCCAGGAGCACGCCGGGGAGAGCGACCCUGUGCGGGCCAUGGGGGCCAUCAGGAAGGAGAAGGACAACUUCCGAGUGCCCAAGGACUGAGCACUGCCUGCAUCACUUUACUGUCACUGCAAGCGUCACUUAAACCAUUCAGAUGUUUUAGGAGUCAAAUCUUCUCUCGUGGUUGAGACAAGUUUUAUUUAGGUUUUUAUUUUGUCUUAAUUAAGGAAAAGAAAAAAAAAAAAAGCACUUUGCCCUCGUUGAGAUGUUCUACAGCUUAUUUAUAUUAUGAUGAAGAAUAUUUAUGGUCCACUUGCUGUCUGUCAAGCUGUCAGGUGUCACCUACAGAUCAUUGUGCAGGUGGUGUGAGACUCGAGGCUGGGCAGGAUCAAGCCUGGAGGUUUAGGAGGAAGCUCCUGUUAUUUUUGUGGGAGCCUGAUGUGGAUGCAGAAGGUGGGACUGAGAUGUCUUUGCUUGAAGCAGAGACCACCUGCAGGAGCUGAAGAUUUCAGUGUUCCUUCCAUGCUGCUGCUUCAACGUUGUGAGCAUCGCUUCUGGCUCCACUAAAACCAGUUCCAGGGUCAGAGCUGCUGUGCCAGUGCUGCUCCAGGGUCACCUGGGAGCUCCACGGGCUGCUCUGGCUCCGGGAGUGGCUCCUGGGGCCAUCCAGCUUCUCUCUCAUCGCUGGCAUGGGCAGCAGGGACGUCCCCAGGCAUUGCUCUGCUUGUGCCCUGAGUCCCCAGCCUGCUGCAUGAAUCUGCUCCCUGCUGUGCCCUGUGUGACCUGUGCCAGCCCAAAAAACCGGGCAGGGAUUUGUCAGAAUGCAGAAGCUCCUGGUGAGUGACUGACACCCCUGCAGCACACCUGGGGGACAGGCUGAGCAGUUGGAACCUGUCCCCAGGUGAGCAGGGAUGUGGGCUGGCACCAGGUCUCCAUUUGCUUUAAAAUGCUGAAUUUUAUGUAGUUCAGAGGGAAAAGCGGUACCUAAAGCUGUGGUGUCUCCUGGAACGCUGUGCUGCCACACCGGAGUGUGACUGUGCUGAGGGCUGGGCAGAGGGGAAAUAAAUAACAGCUGGAAACAGA
Messenger RNA from Pseudopodoces humilis (Tibetan ground-tit), 1998 nucleotides. RefSeq names its product hydroxyacylglutathione hydrolase, mitochondrial. Gene Ontology annotation, biological process: glutathione metabolic process. Gene Ontology annotation, molecular function: hydroxyacylglutathione hydrolase activity. Gene Ontology annotation, cellular component: mitochondrion. Lineage: Eukaryota; Metazoa; Chordata; Aves; Passeriformes; Paridae. The record is from RefSeq and is a predicted model, not a curated record.